AUGAGGAAGACUAAUUUGUGUGAGAAGGAGGAAGAAGUAGAAGGGGUGACGGUGGAGGCUGAACAAGGGGAUGAGGAGGAACAAGUAGAGGAAGAGCCGUCAUUCAUCACCCCUCCGCCCGCGGCGGAGACUCGUUCCGCGGACCUGAGCGCCUUACCCGCCGACGUGUGGGUGCGCAUCGCAAAUGUGGUGGCGGAGAGAGAGAGUGCGAAUGCUCGUGGCCGCUCGUGCCGUGCGCCAUCGCCUUGCCGUGCCAUCCCCUCCCAUCCGUGCCUUCUCUACUCCCUCUCGCAAGCCCCGUGCCUCGAGUCGCUCCUUAUUGAGCAUGGCAUUGGGUCGGACAGCGAUCGGGACAUGCCACGGAAGCACUGCAACGAUCCUGUGAUGGUGGCGGAAAUGUUGGAAAUAAUUUCAAUCAUGGAAGAAGCGAAUAAAAAUUACAAGGACAGGCCAUUUCCCGUGCUGCGCCGUCUGAGUCUCUACUUGUCCGCGUGCUUGCCUCUCAUCCUCUGCUUCAUCUCCGCCCAGCUGCACUCUCUUGAUCUUGCUGCUGAGGAUCAGUUCGCGGCACUGGAGGGCAAAGAGGGCGCUAUAAGCAGCAAGAACGCGCGUGAGAGGGACGCGGACGUACGAUCGUCCUUCUCACUUGACCUAUCGGUAGCCACUGUCGUCAGACUCAACGGGCUCAACUGCUCGAUCUCGCUCUCCGCCCCUCGUCUCUUCUCCCUCUGUUUUCAAUGGCGGUCCCGCGAUUCCCGCCUGCUCCUGCUCCCCACCUGCCCCGCGCACGUGACAUCUCUCUUCCUUCAGACCGACCCGAUCUGUCCCUGGGCAUUGCACGUGCCUCACCUCACGUCGCUUCACUCCCUCUGCACCGACAUGGAUUCGGAGCAGGCGACAUGCCUCCCACCAGGUGUGAUAAAGACCGUCAAGGUCCUCGAGUGGAGGAAUCCUAUGGAUUCCCAGUCACUGGACCUGAGUGCUUGGCACGGCCUGCGUUGCCUUCAUGCUGUCGGCUGGGCCCCUGUGUCCCUGUCGGUGUUUCGCUCGGCUGAGGUCUGGUCGUGUGACUUGGAGGGGAUGUUUUUCUCUAGUAUUGGGAGCAAGGUUGUGGGGUUUUUCGAGAGUGGGUUGGGAGGAGGCGGUGGGGGGGAAAUCUUGGGAACGAGCCAUGGAGGGAAGGGCACAUCGAGAGACCGAGCCCUGCCUCUGCGCCACAAGGAGGGGAGGUCCUACUACAACGUGCAGCCUGGCGACAACCUGACAAAGAUUGCUGGCCAGCUGGGAAGCACCGUGGAGAUCCUCAUGCAGGCCAACUCACUCCUCUCAGACAUCUUACACCCCGGCCAGAGCCUCUGGGUUCCGCACACGUACACCAUUGCAAAUGUGUGUUCCCGCACAUACACCCUUUAG
Molecule: messenger RNA, 1413 nt
Organism: Closterium sp. Naga37s-1
Lineage: Eukaryota; Viridiplantae; Streptophyta; Zygnematophyceae; Desmidiales; Closteriaceae
Source: the annotation of a GenBank genome assembly